CAAUUAAUAUGGGAUGCCCCCAGGGCUCUCCACUAAGCCCCUUACUAUGGAAUAUGUUACUAUCAGGAUUACUAGAAAGAACCUUUCCGAAUCACAUAUAUCUACAAGCGUUUGCAGAUGACAUCGUAGUUGUCAUAGAAGGGAACUCAAGAAGAGAAUUAGAAGAAAGAACUAUCGAAAUACUGCAAGAAAUAGGACAGUGGACAUCCGAACGUAAACUAUAUUUGAACUACUCGAAAUGUAAAUGUCUAAUAAUAACUAGAGGAGAACUAUAUAAAAAAAGACCCCCAAUAAUAAAAUUUCACGAUCAUAAGUUAGAAAUAGUGAAACAACUUAAAAUUUUAGGAGUCAUUUAUGACUCACAUUUAACCUUCUUACCACACCUUCAAUAUAUAAAACAGAAAGUUCAAAUCCAUACAGCCAACAUCUCAAAAAUAUACUCGACAAAUUGGGGUAUCACAUCAAGCCAACUACGGGAAAUAUACUUACGAAGCAUAGAAAGAUAUAUAGUGUAUGGAUCACCCGCGUGGUGGAGACCAUCAGGAAAUUCACAUAUGUUAAGACAACUGCAAUCCAUACAAAGGUUACCAUUACUUAAAAUAGCAAGAGCGUUCCGCACAGUUUCUAACCUAAGCCUGCCUAUACUAUGUAAUAUCAUCCCAAUCAACAUUACUCUUGACGUAGAAUCAUUUAUGUUUAAUGUCUUCCAACUUAAGAUACCCGCCCAAUUCGAUAGCUUUAGUAUCUCCCCCACAGAGGUAUCGUAUCCUAUAGAUCUUUGGAAAACUCAUCCAACAAAGAGAUUCAAUAUAUCAUUCCAAAGAAUCAAUUCUAUUACUGUAUCUCAAAUAACCAACGUCAUAUCACUCUAUACAGAUGGUUCAGUGUACUUAGAUCAGGUGGGAGCAGCAUUCGUUAUUCUGAAAAACAAUGGAAGAAUUAUAAAAAUAGGAAAAUAUCGCUUACCAAAACACAGUACAAUAUUCGAUGCAGAGGCUAUUGCCAUAUUAAAAGCCCUUGAUUAUAUUCUUACAACAAGAGAUGGACUACAUUGUAACAUAUACACCGACAGCCUAUCAGUCCUACAAGCAUUGGCAAAUCCAAACAAUGCAAUUCCUUUAAUUAACGAAAUAAAACAUAUAAUCCAAUCAGUCAACAGAUUUAAUACAACGGCUUUUUUUCACGUCAAAAGCCAUACUAAUAUUUUAGGGAACGAUCUAGCCGACCAAUUUGCAAACUCGGCACGUUAUCAUGGCCAAUACAUACACCUACCAAAAUCAAAACAAAAUAUAAAACAUACAAUAAUGGAAUUAGCACGUAGGAGAUGGGAUCACUCUUGGCAAAACGAUGGCAAAAACACAGAAUUAUUUAAAUGGAUACCAUCAACCAAUCAUAUACCCAUUAGCUUCCCUCCUUCUACCGCUUUUGCGGCUUUGGUUCAACGACAGGAUAAAGAGCUCGAGUUCCUCUGGGUUAAAUACACAGUGAGAAUAAAACACGAAUCCGGUAUAUUUUAUCUCGAAACGGGUAAGAGUCUCCUCGAAGGGAAAACCGGAACCGAAAACGCACGCUACCCAUGUGAACAGCCCAUGCAGGGUACACCGUGGUCCGCGAGCCCACUUUAA
This is a messenger RNA of Ixodes scapularis (black-legged tick), 1625 nucleotides long. RefSeq lists its product as uncharacterized. The coding region runs from base 9 to 1625 and encodes 538 amino acids. The record is from RefSeq and is a predicted model, not a curated record. The transcript has 2 exons. NCBI's taxonomy places the organism in Eukaryota, Metazoa, Arthropoda, Arachnida, Ixodida, Ixodidae. Gene Ontology annotation, molecular function: RNA-DNA hybrid ribonuclease activity; nucleic acid binding.